This is a messenger RNA of Neurospora tetraspora, 1725 nucleotides long. RefSeq lists its product as uncharacterized. Lineage: Eukaryota; Fungi; Ascomycota; Sordariomycetes; Sordariales; Sordariaceae. The record is from RefSeq and is a predicted model, not a curated record. The transcript has 4 exons. Gene Ontology annotation, cellular component: cytoplasm. Bases 1 to 1725 code for a protein of 574 amino acids.
AUGACAUUCUCCAUCCUUACCGACGACGAAAUCAGGUCGCUGUUGGACAACCUAACAAUCGACGAGUUCGAGUCAUUCCGCAAGAACCUUAGAGAUGCUCUCCACGAAUACUCUACCGGAGCUCAAACGCCCGGCCAAGCUCUCAUCCACCAGCCUGAGCGAACGGUAGUCCGCAGUGGUGUCACCGGCGCCACCACUCUGUUUAUGCCAUCAUGUAGUCCGGCCGGUCACGGAGUCAAAGUCAUCACCCUCUCCUCCGCCGAGCAAAUAGUCAAGUCCACGCAAGAAGAAGAAGCUGGCCAAGACGCCUCCAACCCGCUCAUCCGGCCCACGGGCGCCAUCACGCUUUUCAACCCCAACGGCUCCCCGCGGGGUAUCAUCCACGCCAGCACCGUAACCGCCUUCCGCACCGCGCUGGCCUCCUUGUGCCUGGUGCACAAGCGCGACCACGUCAAGACCAUUACCGUCUUCGGCUGCGGCGAGCAAGCCUACUGGCACGUGCGCCUCACCUUACUCCUGCGCGGGUCCACCAUCAAGCAUGUCAACGUGAUCAACCGGCGCUUCUCGCCCUCUUGCGGCGCUAUGCUGCGGCGGUUCUACGGGGUCUCGCCUGCCACGAAAGCGCGCGAGGGCUGGACGGAUACGCAGUUUGGCGUUUUGACGCCUAGCUAUGGGGACUAUGAGCGCUUGAUGAGGGACCAGGUGCGGAGCGCGGAUGUGAUUUUCUGCUGCACGCCCAGUACCGUGCCGCUGUUUGAUGGGAAUAUCCUCACGGAAAGGGACGCGAGGAGGAAGGGCAGGCUGAUUGUGGCGAUUGGGAGUUAUACGCCGCAGAUGAGGGAGGUGCCGGUGGAGCUGAUACAGCAGGCGGUCAAGAUUCACGAUCACGCGGGGAAGAGGAUUAUUAACCUUUCAAAGCAAGCGGUGGAGGGCGGCGUGGUGGUGGUUGAUACGCUGGAUGGGGCGUUGAAAGAGGCCGGGGAGUUGAUUGAGGCUGGGUUGGGACCGAGGCAUUUGGUUGAACUCGGAGAACUAGUAAUGCUCCAUCGAAUCAAGCUCUCAGAAUCCGACGACUCUAGCCGCGCCUCAACAGACGUCGACACCGACUCCCUCUCAGCAUCCGCCUCCACCCUAACCAUCAACUCCGCUCCCACCGAAGAAAAGGACAGCAGCAGCAGCAAAGAAAGCAGUGAAAAAGAAAAGCGCCCCCGCCACAGCCGCCACCUCUCCGUCCAGUCCAUCCACAACCUCGUCCGCGGCGCCUCCCGCUCCCGCAGUCGCAGCCGCAACCCCGACUCAGCCGACGCCGACUACGAACAGAGAAAGAAGGAAGAGAAGGAAAAGAAGAAGAAGAAGAAGGAGAAGGAAGACGAGCUGGCCCGCUGGCUGCAAAAGGGCAACGUCAUCUACAAGAGCGUCGGCUUGGGAUUAAUGGACUUGACGGUCGGCAUGCAGCUGGUGGAUUUCGCGGAGCAGAAGGGCGAGAGGAACGGGGUUGGUAGUAUUCCGCUUAUGGGACUGCAGGGGAAGGAGAUGGUGGAGGUGGGGUUGGGGUUGGAACCGUUGGAUGUUGGUGGUGGUGGUGGUCAUGUUGUUGGUGGGAGUGAGACUUCUACUGAACCUGGUACUGGACUGGGGCAUAAGAGCGGUAGUUCUAGGCUGGAUUCGAGUGGGGAUUCUCAAGAGAGCCGCGAUCAGGGCCCGGGAGAAAUUCAUGUGGCUUAG